UGCCGCACGCAGUCGUUUCCAGGAAGUCGACGUGGAGGUGUGUGUUUUGGUUGUGUUUUGGUCUUCUUUCCUUUACAAUGUCCGAAAACAAGGUGGAAAUGUCGGCCGAGAUUGUCCAGAACGCAAAUGUACAACCGCAACAAAACAACCCGCUGUCCAGGAAGCUGAAUAAGAUCCUGGAGACACGGCUGGACAAUGACAAGGAGAUGCUGGAGGCGUUGAAAGCGCUGUCUGUCUUUUUCACGGAGAACAGUUUACGCACAAGGAGAAACCUCAGGGGGGACAUCGAAAGGCGAAGCCUGUCCAUCAACGAAGAGUUUGCAAGGAUAUUUAAAGAUGUCAAAGAGGAGCUGGAGAGUGUUAAUGAGGACGUCCACGCGAUGAGCACCUGUUGUGAAGAGAUGACCAGCAGGCUCAAGGCAGCUAAAGAGCAGACCCAGGACCUGAUAGUAAAGACAAACAAACUCCAGGGGGAAAACCAUCGUCUGGAGGUGAGGGCGCAGGUGGCCCAGGCCUUCCUGACCAAGUUCCAGCUGAGCGGGCAGGAGAUGGCUGCCCUGCGUGGGGCCAGGGACAGCCCCAUCACAGAGGUCGCAAAGUGUGACGUUGUGACCCGUUCUGUUACCCAGGAGUUCUUCCGAGCUCUGACCCGUGUGAAGCAGAUCCACGAGGACGUCAAGGUUCUAUUGAGGACCAAUCAGCAAACUGCAGGGCUGGAGAUCAUGGAGCAGAUGGCAGUGUUACAGGAGACGUCCUACGAGCAGCUCUACCGCUGGGCACAGAAUGAGUGCAGAGGGCUGACUCAGGAGAGCUGUGACAUCAGUCCUGUACUAAGCCAGGCCAUGGAGGCUCUACAAGACAGACCUGUGCUCUACAAGUACACCCUCGAUGAGUUUGGGACGGCCCGCAGGGCUGCGGUGGUACGGGGGUUCAUCGAUGCCCUCACGCGGGGAGGUCCAGGGGGCACUCCGCGCCCCAUCGAGAUGCACUCCCACGACCCCAUGAGGUAUGUGGGAGACAUGCUUGCCUGGCUGCACCAGGCCACCGCCUCUGAGAAGGAGCAUCUGGACGCCCUCCUGAAGCAGGUUACUGUGCGAGGCGUGGAGGAGAACAUGCAGGAGGUGGUGGGGCACAUCACCGAAGGGGUCUGCCGCCCGCUAAAGGUGAGGAUCGAGCAGGUGAUUGUAGCGGAGCCUGGAGCUGUCCUGCUCUACAAAGUCUCCAACCUCCUUAAGUUCUACCACCACACCAUCAGUGCCAUUAUAGGAACCUCGGUGGCCACUCUGCUCAUCACCAUCGAAGACAUGAACGUCCUCAGUAAGAAGAUGUUCUUCAACAGCUUGAGUCUCCACGCCAGCAGACUCAUGGACAAGGUGGAGCUCCCCCCUCCCGACCUGGGCCCCACCUCCUCCCUCACCCAGACACUGGCCCUGCUGCGGGAGGUGCUGGCCUCCCACGACUCCUCCGUGGUGCCCCUGGACGCACGGCAGGCAGACUUCGCUCAGGUGCUGUCCUGUAUCCUGGACCCCCUGCUCCAGCUGUGCACUGUGUCCGCCAGUAACCUGGGCACGGCAGACAUGGCCACCUACAUGGUGAACUCCCUGUACGUCAUGAAGACCACGCUGGCCCUCUUUGAGUUCACAGACAAGAGGCUGGAGAUGCUGGAGUUCCAGAUCGAGGCUCAUCUGGACACCCUGAUCAACGAGCAGGCGUCCUUUGUGCUGAUCAGAGCCGGACUCAGCUACAUCUAUAGCUGUGUCCAGCAGCACGGCACACAGCAGGGUCCCCUCUCCACGCUCCCCGGCAUGGACACCUCCUCGCUGAAGGCAGCCAUGGUCAAGUUCGACCGCUACCUAUCGUCACCUGACGCCCUGGUGAUGCCGCAGCUCAACUUCCUGCUCAGCGCCGCCAUCAAGGACCAGAUCUUUCGCCAGUCCACUGAGCUGGUGUGUCGGGCCUACGGGGAGGUCCACUUGGCCGUCAGCAGCCCCACCAACACCUACCAGGACCUGGAGAACCUGGUGCCUCGGUCCCCCCAGCAGGUCCAGACCCUGCUCUCCUGAGAACCACCUCCACCUCCUCUUCUCCACCUCCACCUCCACCCAGCAGGUCCAGACGCUGCUCUCCUUAGAACCACCUCCACCAUCUCCUCCUCCUCCUCCUCCUCC
This is a messenger RNA of Gadus chalcogrammus (walleye pollock), 2168 nucleotides long. RefSeq names its product component of oligomeric golgi complex 6 (gene cog6). Gene Ontology annotation, cellular component: COG complex. The transcript is spliced from 19 exons. Bases 78 to 2063 code for a protein of 661 amino acids. NCBI's taxonomy places the organism in Eukaryota, Metazoa, Chordata, Actinopteri, Gadiformes, Gadidae. The record is from RefSeq and is a predicted model, not a curated record. Gene Ontology annotation, biological process: intra-Golgi vesicle-mediated transport.